AUGGUUUCGUUAGAAAAAAGUCUUCUCAAGAGCGAUUGGUUAUUUGUCUUAUUUUUUGCUUUGCUCACAGGUGGUUGUGCUUGUUUGUCACUUCUUUGGAUUAUAAAUGCAAUAUGGUUUUAUAAACAAGCCUUUAAAGUGGAACCAUAUCCUCAACAAGCUGAAAUUCGAAAAUAUGUGAUUCGAAGUGCAAUUGGUGCAUUUAAUUAA
Molecule: messenger RNA, 210 nt
Organism: Rotaria socialis
Lineage: Eukaryota; Metazoa; Rotifera; Eurotatoria; Philodinida; Philodinidae
Source: the annotation of a GenBank genome assembly